Molecule: messenger RNA, 186 nt
Organism: Heterobasidion irregulare TC 32-1
Lineage: Eukaryota; Fungi; Basidiomycota; Agaricomycetes; Russulales; Bondarzewiaceae
Exons: 2
Coding region: 1-186 (61 amino acids)
Source: RefSeq, a predicted model, not a curated record
AUGGAAGGGCAAUCUGCUCGUUCUCGUCACCGCCCUAGCUUCCUGACCAUACUGUGGCCCACAAACUUUGGACUCAGAUUCGCACCCGUGUCGGUUUCGAGGAAUCAGCCACCGCUGUUAGGUCUAUGUGCGUCUCUGGGUGGUGAAUGGGGUAUGUUUGCGACCUUUCGCCGGCUGCGUCGGUAA